Molecule: messenger RNA, 6740 nt
Organism: Danio rerio (zebrafish)
Lineage: Eukaryota; Metazoa; Chordata; Actinopteri; Cypriniformes; Danionidae
Source: RefSeq, a predicted model, not a curated record
CAGCCGCUUGCUGUGUCCUGAGAUCUGUUGAGUUGUUGCGCUUCUAUUGUGGAAGGCGCGUCUCUUUGGGAAAUAACGCGUGUGUUGACAGAAGGAAUCGUUGCGUUGUAUUAUUUUCACAUACAAUGGGAUUGUCGUCUCGUUCUUGGCGAGAGCAUCAGAGAGAUCCCACCUGGCUUUGUUAAGCCUACAUGCCUGUGAAAUGACCGUAUCUCCUGCUUGCCCUCCCGUGGAGUGAGCAGUUGUCCUUGACAGUGAAACGGAGAUAAAGAGACUCAUUCUCCUCCUAUGGAUUACAGACCCUCAGGUCUGAACGCCCUAACGUGGGACCAGAGAUACAGACGAGGCCAUAGAAGCUUGAGAAGCGCCUCACCGCAGAAAUGCAGACCGAUGAUCUAUUUGCCAAAAAGCUUCAAGCUUUAAAUGGGAAUAUGGGACCUCCUGGUGCAAAUGCACAAGGGACACCAGCUGUGCCCAAGAUGGGUGUACGGGCAAGAGUGUCGGAAUGGCCACAGAAGAAGGAUGGCAUUUGCCCACCACCUAGAUACGAAAGCCUAAUGACUUCCUUUCAGAAUGGACAACCCAUUCAGUCUCCAGAAGAUGCGGUCAAACCAAGCCCAGGCUCACCUCCAAAUCCCAGCUUUCUGGAGGCCAAAUAUGGGCUUGGUGAACUUCUGAACCACUCGCCUGGUAAAGUUCACCAUGCCCUUCAGAAAAGAAGCAACAGUGAUGUCACCAUCAGUGAUAUCGGGGCAGAGGACAUGGAUCAGACUGCAAUCAACCCUAAUACAGGUGCAACUUUGCAUAGAGAAUACGGAAGCACGUCCUCAAUCAAUCGCCAGGGUUUGCCCGAUGAAGCUUUUUUUGGGAAUCUGAAGGGAUUCCAGUCGGAACACUCAGAGCAACCGAGCGCACCACCUCCGCAUGGCUUUCCGGAGUUUCGUCGAUACGAGACCACAGUUUCUCCAAGUCUCCAGACUGCUGCGCAGAUUGCACGGGGAGACAUUCUCUGCAUUCCCAACUACUCAGACUAUGUGGACAGUUCGCUUUUCUACAGCCGAGAAAGGGAGAAGUCCUUCCUACAGCGGCAGAAAUCCGAAAAGGGGGAGACGUCAAUUUUCCGCAGGCUGAAGACUAUGAAAAGUGAGCAGCGGCAACUUAGCGAACUGGACGAUUGUAGUAGACAUGGUCGUCCAUUGAGUUUCCAGAGAUGUUUUUCUCACUAUGAUGUCCAGAGUGUGCUUUUCAACAUUAGCGAGGCUGUUACUAAUCGUGCCAACUUGGCACGUCGGAAGAACAUUACCACAGGGGCUUCUGCAGCAUCGCAACACCAAAUUAGUGGGGCAUUGGAUGGUCCUGACCCCUUGCCUCUUUGCGAGUCCCCUUUGGACAACUGUGAGGAGCUUGGGCAAAAAGCUUGCACUGAUCCCGAUGAGGGAGAUGGAAAGAGUAGUGGUUUGGUGUUGAGUUGCCCAUACUUCCGGAACGAAAUUGGGGGGGAAGGUGAAAGGAAGCUGAAUGCCACCAAACCAAACAGCGCACCACCCAACAGCAACGUAGGUGACAAUAACUCUAUUGAGUCCACUUUAAGCUCACACUGCACCAAUGCGGGGGUUUCCGUUUUGGAGAUGUCCCGUGAGAAUUAUGCCUCUCGUGAAAACUACGCCAUACCACGGGAUUGCAUCAAACGCUACAUCAUUGAGCACAUCGACAUGGGCGCUUACUACUAUCACAAAUUCUUUUUCAAUAAAGAGCACCAGAACUACUUUGGUGUUGAUGAGAACUUGGGGCCGGUGGCUGUCAGCAUUCGGAGAGAGAAACUGGAGGAGGGGAAGGAGGGACCGCAGUAUAAUUACAGGGUCAUCUUCAGAACCGGCGAGCUCACUACUUUGAGAGGCUCAAUCCUGGAGGAUGCAGUCCCUUCCACUGCGAAGCACGGGACGUCCCGUGGGCUCCCUCUUAAAGAGGUGCUGGAGUAUGUAGUUCCUGAGGUCAACAUUCAGUGUCUCAGAAUGGCCAUAAGCUCACCUAAAGUCCCAGAGCAACUGCUGAAGUUGGAUCAGCAGGGGCUGAGUUACCAGCACAAAGUGGGCAUCCUGUACUGCCAGGCUGGGCAAAGCACAGAGGAGGAGAUGUACAAUAAUGAGAGCGGCAGUCCCGCACUGGACGAGUUUCUGGAUCUGCUGGGUCAGAGAGUUCGACUGAAGGGCUUCAGCAAGUACAGGGCACAGCUCGACAACAAAACGGACUCCACCGGUACUCACUCUCUCUACACCACCUAUAAAGACUUUGAGCUGAUGUUUCACGUCUCUACAAUGCUGCCAUACACACCCAACAACAGGCAACAACUGCUAAGGAAGAGGCACAUUGGAAAUGACAUUGUUACCAUCAUUUUCCAGGAGCCAGGAUCUUUACCUUUCACACCCCAAAACAUACGCUCUCAUUUUCAGCAUGUCUUCAUCAUCGUCAAAGUCCACAACCCUUGCACAGAGCACGUGUGUUACAGCAUUGCAGUCACCAGAUCCAAAGACGUGCCUGCAUUUGGUCCUCUCAUCCCCAAAGGAGUGAUGUUCCCAAAAUCGGCAGUUUUCCGGGACUUCCUGCUGGCAAAGGUGAUCAAUGCAGAAAACUCGGCCCACAAAUCGGAAAAGUUCCGCGCCAUGGCCACUCGAACCCGUCAGGAAUACCUAAAAGACCUAGUGGAAAACUUCACCAGCGCGACGCCCGUGGACGCCUCAGGUCCCAAAUUCAGCUUCAUCACCCUGGGUGCCAAAAGAAAGGAGCGCAGCCGGCCCAGAAACAACGCUCAUCUGUACAGCACCGGAGCCGUCACAUGGUCAGUGGUGGCCCGGGACAGUUGCCAGUCCAGUGAUAUUGGAUGUUUACUGGCCAUUUCCAGAGAGUUUGUGGUGCUCAUUGAGGAAGCGUCCCGGGAUGUGGUUUUCAACUGUUACUGCAAGGACGUGAUUGGUUGGAGCUCGUCCUCAACGGUGGGCAGGGUGAAGCUGUUUUACGAGCGUGGCGACUGCGCUGUGUUUUCUGUGCAGGAUGGAUGUCCGGAGGAAGUUCGUGAGGUCGUCCAGCGAUUAGAGAUAGUCACCAGGGGGAUUGAGACUCUAGAAAUGACCCUGCGCAGGAAUGCCCUGGGCCAGCUGGGCUUUCAUGUCAACUUUGAGGGAGUGGUGGCCGACGUGGAGCCGUUUGGGUUUGCCUGGCAAGCUGGACUUCGCCCUGGCUGUCGUUUGGUGGAGAUCUGCAAGGUCGCAGUAGGAAAUCUCACUCACGAGCAGAUGAUUGACUAUCUGCGGACCUCCACACCUGUUACGGUGGUGGUCAUACAGCCACAUGAGGACGGCACCCCUAGAAGAGGUGCCUCAGAGCUGUAUCGUGUCCCCAUCAUGGAGUACAAGACUCUUGGUACUGGGCCUGGUUGGCACAGGAUGACUCACGUUCCCCAGGGCCUGCCUCUGUCUCGGGUUUCUCCCACUCAAGGGCCCGAUCGACCCUCCCCGAGCCAACAGAUGUUCCAGUACGCGCAAGCUGCUAUCUCACGCAGCACUUCUUUUGAUAAGAAAUACCAGGAUGGAUCUAGGGUAUUGCAGGACUUCGAGAUGGUUCAGAGUCCGUCUGGAAAUUCCGGCCAGCAUUACUGCAGUUCUCCCAGUAACCAAUCAACCUCCAGUGAUCCUGGUCCCUGUGGCACUUGGGCUCAGAAAGCCAGUUAUGACGGAUCACAAUCACCUGCCCUUCAUGACCAGCCAGAGGAAAAGGAUGGAGAAAGAGAGCACAAACUGGAGAGGACGCGAUCUGCUGGAUCGCCAUGUGUUCCUGAAGCCAAGUGGCACAUCCCAUCCACCAAGAUCCUCAACAGGGGUCUACAGAGACAGGGGGCCAAAGACUCACCUGGGAAAUUCCCUCGGAGCCGUGAGAAGAGCUGCCACAGCCAUUGCUCCAGCCACUCCAGUAACAACACCCUCUCCAGCAAUGCUUCCAGCGGCAGCGACGAGAAACAUUUUGGAUCUGGAGACCCAAUGGAUCCAGAGUCCUUAGGACUCACCUAUAUCAAAGGUGCAUCAACUGACAGCGGCAUAGAUACAGCACCCUGUAUGCCCCCUCCACCCCCUGCCCUGCCCUUGGCCGGAGUUGGACCUUCACGGAUGGCCAUGCGGGACGGGAGGGUUGAUACGGGACUCCCGUGGCCUCUGGAGUACCAGGAGGAUGGCGAGACGGAUGAAGGAAGGGCAAAGAUGUUCCUGUCUCAGGGAUAUGCGCCCGUUACACCCACCGGUCACACCACGGAUGGAAGCACAGGAGAUCUGAGCGAGAUUUCAUCACUUUCCAGUGGCUCACGUCAUUCUGGAAGCCCCUCUGAGCGAUGUUCGAAGAACUCCAGCUCCAUUGACCCCUCGAAAAUCUACAUCAUCUCUCCUACGGACACCACUCCGAUGGGAGGACGAGAGAAGCUCUCUAUUAGCUGCCAAUCACAAGGUGAAAAGUAUUCAACUGGCUGGAAGAAAGGAGAAAAUGAGCACUUGCUGGAAGAUCAAGGGCAAGCUAGAGACUUUAGUCGCUCAGAGGUGUUGUCUUUGCUUCUAAAGACACUGUUGAGGAAAUCGAGGGGCCUCUAUUUAAGGAACCCGUCCCAGGUGGUUAAUAGCGCUGGUGAGAAGCUCCAGACACUCUCUAAGGAGGCCUUCCUCAGGAUGCUUCUCCCCGACAGUCCCCCGGGGCAGGCAGGCCGGGGCAAGAUACCGCUUGUGGUGCAGUCUCCGCGCCGCUCACUGUACCGGACUCUGUCAGACGAGAGCUUGUGUAGCAGCCACCGGAGGGCGCUGUCCUUGGCUAGCUCUCGUAGCUCCAUGCUGGACCAGGCCGUGCCCAAUGACAUCUUAUUCAGCAGCGCCCUGCCCUACCACAGCACUCUGCCACCCCGCAUGAGUCUCAACCACAACGCAAGUCAGCUCAAGAAUGAGCUCUGGUUUUCUGACAGCUCGCUGGCAGAAAAGGCCAAGCUGGCGGACACUGGUAUGAUGCCCUUGCCGGACCCGUCCUCUGGUCUCGACUGGUCACAUCUUGUGGACGCCGCACGUGCUUUUGAAGAUCAGACUGCGACCUCUCUGAGCUCUCUGACUGAAGAUGAGCAGAGCAAGCAGGUUCUGGAGCUUUCCGAGGAGCUGACCAGAAGAGUAGGAUGUGUGGACGCAUCAACUCUACCAGCAGGGGAAGGAUCUCCUACUCUGCUCACUGGGAAGGUGAACCAGCUGGAGCUCAUUCUCCGACAGCUGCAGUACGACCUGAGGAAGGAGCAAGAAGACAAGGCUAUGCUCCAAGAGCAAGUCCAACACCUCCGACAGGACAACCUUCGUCUGCAUGAAGAGAGCCAGACGGCAGCCGCACAGCUGAGGAGAUUCACUGAAUUGUUUCUUAACACAAUGGACAAGAAACCUUGAGCAGAAGUAGCCCGUAACUCCCCCUUCUUGUGCUUUUUCAAACUCCAUAACCCAAGGAGAAUUAGUCCAGUGUACUGUAAAAAUAAAAGAAAAAAGAUGUUAGAGGAGAAUUUUCAGCAUUUGAAUGUGAACGUGUGCAAAGCUAAUAUGCUAACACACUAAAAACUGAGUCAAAGUUGGUGGAAAGACGUGAGAAUGUGAAUGAAAAACGGAGAGUAGGGAAUUAAAUAUGUGAUGAGGGUCGGAAAGGAGAAAUUAAAUGGGUUGUGACCUAUCGAAGGGUACAAACGUGUCGUGAAAGUGAAUGUAAAUGCAAUAAGCCGUGAUUUCUUUCUAAAAAUCUUUGGUUCCUUGGACUCGACGUCUUCAAGCGUGAGUUUUGAUCGCUAGCAUCGCAACUCAAGUUCAAUCCUGGCAAUCCCUAACAUAUGUGGAAAUGUAGACCAGCCAAUUGCAACGUUCCUUAGUGUCUAAAGCUCCCGAAGACUAGGUGUGCUGUAUACCAGUUUUGAAACAUCUUUUUUGUAAGUAACCCAUUGAAAACAAAUGUUGUAGCAAUAAUUUUGCUGAUGCUGUAAUCACAAUUGUUCGAUAAGAUUAGCACUGAGUGUGAUUUGGUUGUAUUCAAAAACUUUUAUGUAGAAAAAAAACAAACAUACAAAAAAAGUCUUUGUGUGCCUGAUGUUAUUGGUGGUCUUUCAGUUGUUUUCGUUAAUCCAUCUUACUGUCUGAGUGCUUACAAAAUCCAUGCCCACUGCUUUUAUCCGUUAGGCUUUGUUUUACCCAAACAACAGAUGCUAAACGGCUGACCUCAAGUGGGAGGCCAGUAAACGCAGACUAGCACCUGUAAACCACUUAAUAUAAAAAGCCAAAUUCUGCUUGUUGCUGUAAAGUACCUCAGAAAAAAAGUGUCUUGUACCUUCGCCCUCUUAUUUAAGCUUAUUUAACCUAAGAUUGUUAUUUUAAUGAGAGUAUUUUCCUUUUCUGCACUAAAAAAAAAAACAAAAGAGUAAUUACUCCACGUGGCAGUACACUUUGUAUACUUGUGAACCAUGUCAGCAGUACUGUGUAUAGCUUGGCUGAGAGAUGAUAACUGUAAACAUAAAAAUGGUUUAUUUCUGGGACGUUCAGAUGUUUGGAUGCUGCUAGAGGACAGGAUGUUGUUUUUUAUGGCCUUUUAAAAGAUGUUUUUAUUUCUUUGUAAAUUUGUUUCGUUGAGGUUGGGAUGAAAAGCUUACCUUUGUAAAAUAAAGUUUAGGAUGUCAAUAAAGUAAGACUUGUGUCCUUUUA